AUGUGCUUAGCCGCGCGGCUGCGGCCCGCCGGCAAGGCGGUCUCCGCCGCUCCCUCCGCCGCUCCCUCCGCCGCUCCCUCCGCCGCCGCUCCCUCCGCCGCUGCGCCGCCUCCGCGCCGCCAUUCGCUGGAGCGUGCGUUUGGAGUGCUCCUCUCGGUCAAUUUUCUCGUCUUCUGGGCCGUGCCAAUCUUUGGGAUGGGGCAGGCGUACCACCUUGGCCUGAAGCACGUCCUGCGGCCGCUCUACGACCGGCUCGACCGCUCGGCCGCCCUCCGCCGCUUUGCCGCCGCAUAUGUGUACAACAAGCCCGCCCACGCCGACUUUGCGGCGACGGCGGUGCUCACCUUUUUGUCGACGACGGUAGCGUUCGGCGUGGCGCUGCGCUAUCAGCUGGUGCACG
This is a messenger RNA of Emiliania huxleyi CCMP1516, 400 nucleotides long. RefSeq lists its product as hypothetical. The annotation marks the transcript as partial. The transcript has a single exon. Lineage: Eukaryota; Haptophyta; Isochrysidales; Noelaerhabdaceae. The record is from RefSeq and is a predicted model, not a curated record.